Molecule: messenger RNA, 1776 nt
Organism: Adineta ricciae
Lineage: Eukaryota; Metazoa; Rotifera; Eurotatoria; Adinetida; Adinetidae
Source: the annotation of a GenBank genome assembly
AUGCAAAGAUUGCAAAUAAAUGUACUAGGACUAUCUGAAGUCAGAUGGACGGGUGCUGGAUCUUUCACAUCAGAUAAUUUUACUCUAUUCUAUUCUGGAGGAGAUCAACAUGAGAGAGGAGUAGGCAUACUUCUUGACAAAGAAACUUCUAAAUGUGUAAAAGGCUUUUGGGCUGCCUCAGAUCGAGUUAUUCUAAUAAAACUCCACGGCAAACCUUUUAACAUCUCAUUGAUUCAAUGUUACGCACCCACAGCUGACUCUGAUGAUGAUGCAAUUACGAAUUUUUAUGAAGAUCUAGACAAUGCCUACUCACAAUGCAAUUCAAAUGAUAUCAUCUAUGUAAUGGGUGAUUUCAAUGCAAAGGUGGGGGACAUAAGAAUUGGUAAUACAGUAGGACCUUUCGGAUUAGGCAAUAAAAACGAUAGAGGAGAUAUUUUAAUAAAUUGGUGCCAAUCACACAAUUUUGUUAUAACAAAUACAUGGUUCAAAAACCAUCCACGUAGGUUAUGGACAUGGAAAGGUCCAGGAGAUCGAGUCAGAAACCAAAUAGACUACAUUAUGGUCCCGAAUCGUUUCAGAAAUGCGAUCAUAUCCUCCAAAGCAUUUCCUGGGGCAGAUUGUGGUAGUGAUCAUGUCCCAGUUAUCAGUGAAAUAAGAGUCAAAUUAAAAAGACUAAAGAAAUCAAAACAAAUUCCUAAACUUCAAAUUCAGCUCCUCAAAAAUAAUAAUGAUGUAAAAGAAAAAUUCUGUAUAGAGGUACAGAAUCGUUUUGAAGCACUGGAUGAUAUAACAGAGGUUGAAGUAUUGUGGGAGAAAAUGAAAUCUUCUAUACUAGAAGCUACUGAAGCAGUACUUCCAAAAAUCAAAAUGAAUAAGAAAAAGAGAUGGAUGACUGAGGAUAUACUACAACUGAUGGAACAAAGACGACUCAAGAAGUCAAAUCCACUCGAAUAUAAACUUUUAGACAAAGAAAUCAAAAAGAAAUGCUCAGAAGCAAAAGAAACACGGUUGAACGAGCAGUGCUCAGAAAUCGAGAAUAAACUGAGUAUAAACACCAAAUAUGCUCAUAUGAAAAUAGAUGAAAUCACAGGAAAAUCAAGAUGCACUAGCUCUGGUUGUAUCAAAUCAAAAAGUGGGACCAUCCUUAUGGAAAAACAUGAUAUACUGAAUAGAUGGUCAGAAUACAUUGAAGAACUUUUUGAUGAUAAUAGAGCUGCUAAACCUAUAAUAAAGAAAAAUAUUGAAGGACCAACAAUAAUGAAAGAUGAAGUAAGAAAAGCUAUAAAAUCAAUGAAAACAAAUAAAGCAACAGGUCCUGACGGAAUAUCCGUUGAAAUGAUUCAAUGUCUCGAUGAAAUAGGUGUUGAUAUGAUGACUAAAUUAAUAAACCAAAUAUAUGACACCGGCAAUAUCCCAGAAGAUUUAACUAAAUCAAUAUUUAUAGCUCUUCCAAAGAAGUCUGGAGCUACAGAAUGUGAACUUCAUCGCACAAUCAGUCUCAUGAGUCAUGUAACAAAAAUUCUACUCAAGAUUCUAAUGAUGAGGAUGAAAAAUAAGAUCACACCAGAAAUAGCUAAAGUACAAUACGGAUUCAUGCCUGAUAAGGGCACUAGAAAUGCCAUCUUCAUCCUCAGAAUGAUAAUCGAAAGAUCAAUAGAAGUCAAGCAUGACAUAUAUCUCUGUUUUCUUGAUUACACAAAAGCGUUUGACAAAGUCAAACAUGAGAAUAUGUUCGAAAUCCUAGAAAAGCUUGACAUUGAUAGUAAAGAUCUUUGA